Culex pipiens pallens (northern house mosquito) is the source of this 7422-nucleotide messenger RNA. RefSeq names its product eukaryotic translation initiation factor 4 gamma 3-like. Gene Ontology annotation, cellular component: eukaryotic translation initiation factor 4F complex. Gene Ontology annotation, molecular function: protein binding; mRNA binding; translation initiation factor activity. The coding region runs from base 1108 to 7173 and encodes 2021 amino acids. The transcript is spliced from 2 exons. The record is from RefSeq and is a predicted model, not a curated record. NCBI's taxonomy places the organism in Eukaryota, Metazoa, Arthropoda, Insecta, Diptera, Culicidae.
CGUCAUCGACAAUCACCCGCCCAAAGUGCAGUACUAGAUUCGGUGUCGGUGGUUCACGUGUUUUCAAGUUGAUUGGCAAAAUUUUAUGUUUUCAACCUCCCCAUCGCUUGAUUUUUCGCUCCGUGCGACCGCACGGUUACCAAAAUCUGCAAGAAACGCUGCGUGGGCUCGCAAUUUUCCCUGCCCGGGGGAUCGACAGCACGCGCCGAAGGUCGGCCAGCGGUCACACGAGCUGUCAGUGGCGGCGCGAGUUCCAAGUCAGCAAAAGGGCGUAUCGCCGCGUUAACGAAUACACAACUUUUAAAGCGAUUUUUUGGUGCGCUAGCGGGAAUCGGUGUGAAUUGUAGAUUGUGGUUCCGUGGUGCACGCGCGGUCAUGGUGCCCCGGCGGACGCGGGACGCGUUCCGGAGUUGAACACUUGUUGGGUUGUCGCGUAUACGCUUUGGGCGUGUGUUUUUGAAUUUCUUUGACAGUUGACAGUUGGGGCAGUGGUUUGGCCCCUUUGCAAAAGUGUGGCAGUUAUUUUACGUAACCAAAUCGAUAGAUGAGUGACGUCACAAGCUGUCAAAGGCUCUCUCGGGUUCCACGGCCUAAUUUUUUCCUUUAUUCCGCGAUGAGUUUGUCGCAAAAUUGAACUUUCGGGACGAAAUAUUGAGGAAAACGCCGCUAGCGUGCGGUGAAAGUGUGCGGAACCUGCUAGGGAAGACUGGAAGCGCGUCGGUGCGCCGGAAAGUGCGGCGAAAGUUUUGCUGGAAGCCACGUCUGGCCAUUUCUGACGUUUAGAUAACCUAUAUUUUGUGUGGCGAGACUUUUUUUUUUAUUUUCCCGUCGACUCGUCCAAGAAGGCACUGCUUUCUUGCUCUUGUGUGGUGCGUGGCCGAAAAAUUCGUGCCGGAGGAACACGGUUAAUUACGGUUUGCGGACCAAUGCAAUGCGGACAGUUCCGGUAGACAUGCAGCAGCAGCAGCAUUGCUCGAGCACGGAAUAUUAAGCAAGCGGACCGCGCGGCCAAUUAUGCUUGAGCAGCAGCUGGUGUGACGUGACGUCGACCGCGAGUUUGCCCCGGAACUGAGGGAAAAUUUGUCCGGCCGCCCCACCGGCAGGAAGAUGCAGAGUGGAGGAGGACCGCUGCAACCGGGACCGCCCGUGAUGCGUGGGCUCGGGUCGGGAACACCGACGGCGUCCCAGCAACAGCAGCAGCAGGUCGAGAUGCAAAAGAUGCAGGGCCAGCAACCUCCGUUGAUGAACCAGCAACAGCAGUAUCAACAGCAGCAACCAAACCUGUACCGGAAUCCUGGUGCGAACCAAUCGACACGCCCGACGCGUCCGAUUAUGACGCCGUACGGCCAUACGGCGGCACCGUUCUUUGCCCCGUUUAUCCAGAUGCCGUACAGCCGGAUACCGGGCCAUCAGUGGAACUAUGGUUCGAUGCCGGGAAUGGCAUCGGCCUACCCGCCGCAGUACUACAUACAGUCGGCACCGAUUCUGGCCCAAGGCCAACACCAACAGACACGACGCAAUCCGGCUGGGGACAACAGCGGUCUCGUCAAUGUAAAUACCACCAACCACUUUCAUCAUCCGGUUGCCCCUCCUACGAACGGUGCCACUAAUCCACUUAAUCCGAUUCCGCAGAUGCAGCAGGUUCCGUUGCCUCAGCCGCAGCCCCCGAACCAGCAAUCGUCGCCGAUGACCGUGUCGCACGAUUUGCUCGUAAUGCAACAGUUGCAGCAUCCCCAGCAGCAACAACCGCCCCAACAAACACCGCAACAGGUGACGGGCGGUGGCCAAGCGCCCAUGGAUCAACACCAGCCAAAUCCUGCUCAAGUCAGCGUCGGUGGCCCCCAACCGCCACCAAACGCACUAAUGUCUCAAAUUCAGCUCGCUUCACAUCUGGCCGCAACCGGAGCCGCUCCGGUGCCGCCCAAAGUUAACAAAAAGAAACAGCGCGGCUCACAUGCCAUCCCGAUCAUCAAUCCGGACACACAGGAGGACGUACUGGACAAGAUUUUCAACGAUUCGGCCCCUCCAAGCUCCUCGUCAACGAUCGCAGCUUCUACACCGGGAACCGGAGCUCCCCAACAGCAACAGCAGCAGCCUCCCCCACAACAGCAGCAGCCUCAACCUCCGCAAGCAGCUGCAACUCCGACCUACAACACUAUUCCUCCCAAUGUAACCCAAGUUCCACUAAACCCAGCCGUUGAACAAGCAGACUAUGAUAAUUACACCUCACAUCAUCCUCACCAGGCAACUCCGGAACUGAGCGGACCCCCGGCCGGCAUGGGACCGAUGCAUCAUCAACCGCCGCCACAUCUUCACCAUCCGCCUCCCCUGAAUCAUCCGCCGCCACACGUUCACCAACACGGACCGCCGCAGAUGCAGCAGAUGCAGAUGCCCCCACACGAUCACCGCGGAGGACCCCCGCAGGUCAACACCCAGCAGCAGCCACCUCCGCCGCACGAAAUCUCCUACCACGGAACGCUAAAGUACGUCACGCCGCCACCGCAUCUUCCGCACCAUCCAACACCCGCGGAAAUGACCGUCGGCGGAACGCCGGUCGUGUCCGCCAUCGCCGACGGACCCUCCGUCGAGAUCAAACCCUACCAGAACAAGAAGAAGAAGCCAACGAACGAGCACACUGACCAGCAUCAGCAGCAGCAGAUUAAAUCUCUUCCAGCGUCCAGCAUGCACCACCAACAACAACAACACCAUCAUCCGCAGCAGCAGCAUCAUCACCACAUGCAGCAGCACAAUCCUCCCCCGCCCCAGCAACAGCAACAGCAGCAACUUCCCCCCGCGAUCCUAAACGAAUCGGUGCCACCGCCCUCGCUAGUUUACAGCGCUGAGCGAUACCGCACCGUGUCGGAGAAAUCGAUCGCCGAGUCGACGCUCUCGACGGACGCGGAACCGUUCGUGUACACCGGCCCGAGCAGUGUCGUCGUCGCCGCGACCACCCCCACAAUCAGCAACCCGUUGCCGCCGCCCCAAGCGGCCCUCCCGGUGCGCAUCGAACCCGAGGUAGUGCCGGAAGUUGUUGCGGCAACGCCGCAGCAAGAACUCGUUGUGGAGGAACCCAAAGUGACGCCCCAAAAGCAGCUGGACGCGCUGGUGGCCGGAGUGGAGAAACUGAGCGUGGAAGAGAACAAUAGCAGCAGCAGCAUCGGUGCCGGAGCGAAUCAAGCCGGCGUCGGAGGUCACAACAGUGGCAACAAGAAGCAAAAGCAACACAAGAAGCGUGCUGACGAAGCGGCGGCGGCUGCGGCAGCAGCAGUUGCUAGUGAGACUAGCAAAGCUCCUCCUCCCCCCGCUGCGAACGUAGUAAUAGAGCCGACCGUGGCCGCCGCGGCCAUCGAUGAAACGGACCGAUCCGCGCCUGUCGAGGUCGUCGUCCCUCAGGGUUUGCAGUCGUCAGCGUCGUCGUCGUCGUUAAUUAGUAAUUUAGUGGAACAUAAUAAUAGUAAGUUAGAUAAUGAUAACAUAAUUAAUAAUAAUAAUGUGGAUUGCACCAGUACUAUGAUAACAACAACAACUACCGAUAAUACGACAGAUAACAACAACGCCGCCGUCGCAGCGAUGGAGAAGCAGACUGCCGUCGCGGCGCCCGUCAAGCAGGAACAGCCGGCCGUGCCCGAGCCCGCGUCCGAGUUUGACGACAACAAGAACGUGGUAGUGGCAGCGACAACGACGGAAUCGACGCCACCCCCAACCGCGGAGAUUGCCGCCCCAGCAAAGGACACGACGGAGAUGGCACCACCGCCAAGCACCAAGCCGGCGGCCGCCGCAAUGAUCCCUGCCAAAAAGUCGCGCUCGCUCACCCUCAUCGAGUACGACGCGGACCAGUGGAGCCCGGACAAUCCGUCCGGCAAGCGCAAGUACUCGCGCGAUCAGCUGAUGCAGCUGAAGAAUGCGGCGCCGGCCCGCGAGAAGCCCGCGAAUCUGCCCAACAGCUUGGAGAACGUGCUGGUGCGUGGUCCGGGGGGCCACGGAGGUGGUGGUGGCGGAGGUGGCCACGGAAUGGGCAUGGGCGGCGGAGGAGGUCAGUACGGAAAGAGCAACUUCUCCGAGAUGUUGAUGCCGGCGUUCAUCAAGGAUCGCAUGGGAGGCGGCGGUGGAGGUGGUGGAGGAGGAGGUGGCGGUGGCAACAUGGGUCAAAUGAGACAACAGUACAUGCCGAAGCGACCGUCCCAGCAGGGCAACAGCGGCCAGUCCGGCUCGCAGUCCAACAAACAGUCCCAGCAGGGCAUGAACAAAACCGGCUCGAAGAUCAUCCGACUCCAGCUGGACGAGGAGGUCAAGCUGAACGUGUGCGACAACGCGUGGCGUCCGAGGCACCUGCAGACGACCGUUCCCGAGGUGGAUCCGGACUCGGGCGUCGAUCGAACCACCCAAGAACUGUUCAAAAAGUUCCGUUCCGUGCUGAACAAGCUGACGCCGGAUAACUUUGACAAGCUGGUGCAGCAGGUCAAGAACUUUGUCAUCGACACCGACGAGCGGCUGGACGGAUGCAUCAAGCUCGUCUUCGAAAAGGCCAUCUCGGAGCCAAACUUUUCCGAGGCCUAUGCCAAAAUGUGCAAGGAAAUAGGCAACAUUGCAAUCCUGGUGAGCAACGAGAAGCGGACCAGUUUCAAGGGUCGUCUGCUGGCCCAGUGUCAGUGUGAGUUUGAGCGACGCCGGAACGAUCAGACCAGUGCCAUCCGUGACAAUCGGACCAAGCUGGAAGCGAGCAAGGGCAUGGCCAAGGAACAGUUCGAAGAGCUGAAGGCCCAACUGGAAGAGGACGAGCUGCGAGUCCGGAGGAGAGCCGUCGGUACGGUUCGAUUCAUCGGAGAGCUGUUCAAGCACGGCCAACUCACGGCCAACAUUAUGCACAGCUGCAUUACGCUGCUGAUCGAGAAGGAAGUCAAAGACUACGACGAGGAAACGCUCGAGUGCCUCUGCAAACUGCUGACCACCAUCGGUUCCAAGAUGGAGAAGGAAAACAAUCACGACUUGGGCGGCUAUUUCGACAAGAUGGGUGACAUUGUCAAGCACAGGGAUCAGUACAAGAUUAGCAGUCGGAUCCGGUUCAUGAUCCAGGACGUUAUCGAUCUGCGCCGAAACGGGUGGCAGCCACGACGUCAAGAUCUGAACCCGAAAACGAUGACCCAAAUCCAGAAGGAGGCGGAAACCGAACAGCUUCAGAUCAACAUGAACUACAUGAGCGGCGGCGGCAGAGAUCGUGGAGGUGGUGGCCGCGACGGAGACAUGGGCCGUGGUAAUCGCGGUGGCAGCAUGCAAGGCAACAAAAUGUCCGGCUCGAUGGGAUCCGGCUACAACCAAGGCUCGCUGGGCCGAGGCGGAAACCAAGGCUCGAUGAAGGGAGGUCGACCGCAGCAGGACGACGACGGAUUCCAGCACGUUGUGUCAAACAGUCGCAACAACCGGUCGACGCCGAUUGACCUGAAGAAGAUCAACAUCCCCGGAAGUGUCGACACGACCCGGCUGGGUGCGGCAUCCGCAUACCAGGGCUGGAAGAACAACAGCAACAUUUUCGCAGCGCUGAACAACGAAGAGUCGAGCCAAGGUGGCGGCGGCGGCGGUGGCCAGGGCAACAUGAUGGAUCGUGACGGAGGUGACCGAGAUCGACGAAGUGACCGAGGGAACCAAAGGGACCGCGACCGAAGCGGAAGUCACAACAAAAACUCCGGCGGCAAAGACUCGUACCAUCACCACAACAAGGGCUCGAUGGAACGGGACCGGUACAACCGGUACGGAAGCAGUAGCAGCCAGAACGAUGAUCGCAUGGCCAGCCGAUCGUCGCGGGAACCGUCGUCGGGCAGCAUGAGACCGAUGAGUGGUCAGCACAGCAGCAAUAGCCAAAUGCAUGAACGAGACCGAGACCGAAAUAUGGGACCGAAGAUGUCGUCCUCGUCCCAGCAGCAGCAGCAGCCGCUCCCAGGCCGGUCAUCCCAGCAGCGACAUAUUCCACAAUCAGCACCGGCGCCACGAGGCGGACCAUCCGGAAGCACGACAAUGUCCAAGUCCGGCUCGGGCCAGCUGUACCAGCAGCAGCAACUGCCACAGUUUGCUAUACCAAAGGAUGCGGUGCGAAGAAACUUCCCCCAUCCGGACGCCAGCACCGACGAAAAGUUGAAAAAGUUCUCCAAGACGGUUCACCUGGAGAUGGACGCGACCGACAUUGUCGAGAGCGUCAAGAUGCUGGAGGAGAUCAAUCCGGACUAUUACCAUGCGGCCAUCACCGAGCUGUUCAUGGACAACAUCGAGCGUGACGCGAAAUCGCGCGAGGCGGUCGUGAAGGUGAUUGCGCAGAUGUUUGAGCAGAAGAUCGUCGGCAAGGCCGAUUAUCUGCAUGCCCUCGAAGAGGUGUUCAAGCUAGCGGACGACCUGAUCAUCGAUCUACCUCAGCUGUACAAGUGCAUUGCCACGUUCUACGUCAAGUUUCUGCACGGCCGGCAAAUCGACCUGGCCGACCUCCAGAACGUGGCCCAGCCCAUCCUGGCCAGCUACGGCGGCGUCAUGCUGCGGGAAGUGCUGCACCAGUACGAGGGCACGUACGGUCAAAGUGCCACCGUCAUGCUGUGGCUCAGCUCCUCGCUGAACUUUGCCGACUUUAUUCAGCUCGGCAGUGCCGACAAGGUCGAACAAUACCUGCGGGACAACAAGCUGGACUAUCUGCUAAACUCGGGCAGCAACGCCCUCGACAUGCAGACCGUCGGAACACAAAUCAAACAAUUCCUGAAGAGUGGCGCCAAGUUUGUCGAAAUCUUCGGCUGGGUCGCCGAAUACGUCGGACCGGAGCGGGUCACCUCCGACGAGUUCAUCCGGACUCUCACCAAAGCCGUGAUAGAGCACUGUAUAGACAACAAAACGAAGCUGAACGUGCAGGAAAUCACCAAGUGGCACCAAAUCCUUCAAAAGUAUAUCGACAGCAAGCCGGAACGGGAACUGCAGGCGAUGUACGCGAUCCAGCGGUUGGUGGUGGAGCUGGAACAUCCGCAGAACCUGCUGCACACCAUCCUCGAGCAGCUGUACGACAAUGAUGUGAUAAUGGAAGGGUUCAGCCUCUGGAAGGACUCGCAGGAUCCGCUUGAAGCGGCCGGCAAGGGUGUGUGUCUCAAAGGAAUUACGCAGUUCAUGACCAUGUUCAUGGAGAACUCGAGCGAUGAGGAUAAUUAGCAGCGCUAAAAGUGUUUUCUUUUUUUUUAAACAGAAAAAAAAUAAUCGCGUACAUAUUUGACUACACUGAAGAAAGAAAAAGAGAAAAAAAGCGAAGCAACAAGAAGUGGAAGAAGAACAUUAUUAUAAUGAUCAUACUACUAAUAAAUAAUUGAUAAAAUAUAAUGAAUAAAACUAACGUUAAGAUCAACAUUUAUUUACAUACAUAUAUAUUUAUAAACUAUCAAAUAAAGUAUCUGGUGAACCACA